Molecule: messenger RNA, 770 nt
Organism: Aspergillus neoniger CBS 115656
Lineage: Eukaryota; Fungi; Ascomycota; Eurotiomycetes; Eurotiales; Aspergillaceae
Exons: 1
Coding region: 127-639 (170 amino acids)
Source: RefSeq, a predicted model, not a curated record
UAAUCAAGAAAAUCCUACUGAAAGCACAUCGCACAUCGUGAACACUCAUCCUCACCCUACCCUCAACUACCUCAUCGUCCUACUCCACCACGAACACUCACCCAACCACCACCUCAAUCAACCAAAAUGUCCACAAUCCGCUUCCCCCACCGCUUCCUCCCCGGCACGACCGAAAACUUCGUAUCCAACGAGAUCUACGUCCCCAAGUUAACCGCCUCCCGGGUAUGGCCGAACCUGAUAACCCCAUCCCGCUGGACAUCCUACUACAGCAACGUGGACCAAGUGACACCGCCCCCAACCAACGAUGGAACGUUCCAAAACCCCGGCGACAAGUUCAGUUUCGCGACAUUCGGAUUCCCGCCUCUCCAAGCGGAGAUCUGCGAAUGCGAGGCGCCCACGGCAACCUCACCGGGCCGGCUAGCCUGGCGCGCAUGGCAGGAAGGAGACGAGGAGACGGCGCUGGAGGUGUAUCAUGCGUGGAUUGUGGAGGAUAUGGAGUGGGGAGUGGUGAGGAUUCUAACGCAGGAGGUGCAGGCGGGAAAGCCGGCUGCUGGGUUGGCGGAGAAGAAGCCGAAUCCGAUGCUUUUGGGACAUCAGGAGUGGGUGGAUGGGUUGGCGAGGUUUAGUCUUGAAAAUUGAUUUAUUGAGAAGGGGCGGGUUAUGGGUGUUGUUAUCCCUGUACAUAGUGUGGAGGUUCAAUAGGGAUGGUUUCGUGGUUCUUUGCAUUCUUUAGUACUGGUCGCAGACAUGGUUGGAUCAUGAAUGAAGGG